ACUGCCACUCUUCGGAUGAAUAAAAGAUGCCCACAAAAGAGAAAAAAACGACAGAAACCGAAGAACAGGAUGACGAAGGAGAGGAGAAGGAGCCAAAGGUGAAAGGAAAGAGUAAGAGGGACGUAGACGAUAAGAAAACGAGACAGAAGAACUCUGGGGACAUCACAGAGACGAAGAAGAGAAAAAAGAGCGGAACAACAGAAGACAAAAAGAAGAAAAAAGAACUUCAAAACAACAGCGAUGGUGAGGUGACCGAAAACCACAAUGCGACAGACGAACAAAACAACAAUGAACCCAUCAAAAAAGAAAAACGGACCAAAGAGAAAUCCUCCCAUGAGGAACGGGACGAAAAAGAGGUGAAGAAGGAGAAGAAAAAGAAAAGUAAACCAUCUGAUAACAAAGAAGGUGAAGACGACAUGGGGUCGAAAAAGAAGAAGAGCAAAGAUGGCAAGAAGAAAAAGAAAAAGUCGGCAGAGGAAGAUGAAGACGAGGAGGCUGUGCAGGAAGAGGAAGAGGAAGAGGAGGAUAAGAAGAAGAAAAAGAAGGAUAAGAAAAAAAAGAAAGGCACGGACAGCGACGAGGAGAAGACGAAAAAGGGAAAGAAGUCAAAGGUCAAACAUGUGGACUAUGCAGAGCUCUAUCAGCAGGAGUUAUUGAACUAUCAUACAGAAGAAUCGGACGACCAAGAUGAUGAAUACUACAAAAAGAAAGUGUACGAGGUGGUGACGAUCACAGGUGAUGUUAAAGGGGCGGGGACGGAUGCGAACGUCUUCAUCACAAUGUAUGGAGAGUUUGGCGUAACUCCCAAAGUUCAUCUGGCCAGCAAGAGCAGAACUGCUUUUGAAAAAAACAAGACUGACGUCUUUCGGAUCAAAACACACAAUGUUGGGCCAAUAAAAAAGAUAAGAAUUGAGCAUGAUAACACGGGCAUGAGUGCCAGCUGGUUCCUGGACCGGGUCAUUGUGACUGACAUGAACAGGCCACACCUCCGAUUCUUUUAUGCGUGCAAUAAUUGGCUGAGCAGAGAAGAGGGGGAUGGACUUACCGUUCGAUACCUGUUGGGCAGCCUAAACCCCAUGGACAUUCCCAAACAGAACAAGUACAUCGCCAGCGUCUUUACUAUGGAUGCUAAAGGCAGUGGAACGGAUGCUGAUGUCUUCCUAAAUAUUUUUGGAGAAUUUGGGGACACAGGGGAACGGAAGCUGGCCAGCGAAGGAAAGGACAAUUUUGAGCGCGGCAAUGAAGAUAAAUUCACAAUUGAGGCCCCGAAUCUCGGCAGACUUCGGAAAAUCACUAUUGGUCACAAUAACAAGGGAUCGUCUGCUGGCUGGGCCUGUGAUAAAGUUGUUAUAGAUGACAUGGGGAAUAAAGAAGUGUAUGAGCUUUCUGUUGAUGCCUGGUUUGAUAUAUCUGAAGGCGAUGGAAAAAUACAAAGAGAUGUUCUUGUUGGAUCCACACAACCGAUGGCGAUUGUAUAUAACGUACAGGUGAUGACGGGUGAUAUACGUGGAGCGGGUACAAACUCAAAGAUUCAUCUGGUGAUGCACAGCUACAAAGGUAUCAAGAACAGCGGUAAGUUAUUCCUGGAGGGCGGCACGUUCGAGCGCGCUCAGAUCGACAUCUUUAACGUGGAGCUCCUGGAGCUUCUCAGUCCGCUCAGCAGAGUCACCAUCGGACACGACAACGCGGGCAUUAGCUGCGGUUGGUACUGCGAAAAGGUGACGGUGUAUUGUCCGUUCACGGGUCUCGAGCAGGUGUUUCCCUGUGGCAGGUGGUUGGAUGAAGAUGAGGGAGACGGACUGGUGGAACGAGAACUGUAUGAGAUGGUCUCGCUGAGACAGAAAAAACAGAAAAAAUUCCCCUGGUCUCUCUGGAUCUGGACAUCUGAGAUCAAAGGUGCCGGCACAGAUGCGCUGGUGUUCCUGCAGGUGUACGGAGACAAGGGAAAGAGUGAUGAGAUGAACCUCGAGAGUAAAUCGGACAGUUUUGAACAGGGACAGUGUGAUAAGUUCAUUAUCGAGAUGCCUGAUAUUGGGAAGAUUCGGAAGCUGAGGAUCUGGCACGAGAAGAGGAAUCCGUUCUCCGGCUGGCAUCUUGGCAGGGCGACACUGAUGAAGACCCUUACUAGAGAGAAAUACUCAUUUGUGUGUAACCGUUGGCUGGACAUCAAUGAAGAUGAUAAUGAGAUUGUCAGAGAGCUGCCGGCUACUGGAGCGCUUGUGCCAGAACCUUUAUCACUUGUGAAGUAUCGUGUGACAAUUUGUACGGGGAACGUCAGUGGCAGUGGAACAGAUGCCAGUGUUUAUUUGAACAUCAUCGGUGAUUUGGGAGAUACAGGAGAACGGCUGAUGUUCAUGAGUAAAAACAACGUCAACAAGUUUGAGAAGGGAAACGCUGAUGAAUUUAUUGUAGAGGCGGUUACACUGGGACAGAUCAGGAGGGUUCGGAUUGGUCAUGACGGCCGUGGCGGAGGCUGUGGUUGGUUCUUGGAUAAGGUGAUGAUCCGAGAGGAGGGGCAACCUGAGGCAGCAUCCAUCGAGUUCCCAUGUUACAGGUGGUUGGAUCGUAAUGAGGAUGAUGGGCAGAUUGUAAGAGAGUUAGUUCCUACUGAAGAUGGCCAGCGUUUGUUUAAUAUUGGUUAUCACAUCGCAAUAAAGACGGGUUCCAUUAACGGCGCCAGCUCUGAUUCGAAAGUGUUUGUGAAGCUAUAUGGAGAAAAAGGCGACACGAACAAGAUGCUGCUGGUCGUCUCCGAUAAUGACCUGGGAAACUAUUUUGAGACCGGACAGACCGACAUCUUUACCAUAGAAACCUUUGACAUAGGCAAGAUAAACAGGCUGCUGAUUGGUCACACUAACGAAGGCCUGCGAGCUGGUUGGUUUCUGGACAGCGUUCUGAUUUGGGUCCCGGUGCAUGGGGUUCAGUACAUGUUUCCCAGUCAUCGCUGGCUCUGUAAAGACGAGGCUGAUGGGAAGGUGGAGGUGGAAAUCUACCCCAGUGAGACACUGGAGAUCGAAAAAUUGAUCAAUUAUGAAGUUAGUGUUGUGACGGGAGACGUCUGGGCCGGAGGGACAAAUGCAAAUGUCUUCAUGCAGAUUUACGGUGAAGAGGGUAAAAGCGAAUUAAUUCAACUGAAAAGCCGAUCUAACAACUUUGAGAGAGGAACAACUGAGAUCUUCAGGAUCGAGGCUUUAGAUGUGGGGCGGGUCUAUAAGAUCCGGAUCGGGCAUGAUGGAACUGGAGUUGGACCUGGAUGGUUCCUGGAGAAGGUGGAUGUGAAGCGAUUGGUCAUGGCAAUGGUAAAACCGGAGAAGAAAGAGGACGACAAGAAAGACAAGAAGAAGAAAAAGAAGAAAAAGGAGGAAGAGGAGCUUCCAGGUGAACUACGAGAGGUCGUUCAAACCUACAGCUUCCCGUGUGACCGAUGGCUCGCUCGAGGUGAAGAAGAUGGAGAGAUACUCGUAGAGUUGCGUGCUGAAGACUACGAAGAUUUGGAAGAGAACACAUACGAGGUCCAUGUGUUUACCGGCACUAUGAUGGGAGCUGGAACAGAUGCAGGUGUUUACGUCAACAUAUAUGGAGAAAUGGGCGACACAGGCGAGAGAAAACUACGCAAGUCAAACCAUCUGAACAAGUUUGAGCGAGGACAGGAGGACGUGUUCACCAUAAUGGGGAUGGAUCUGGGACUGUUGAAAAAACUGAGGAUUCGUCAUGACAACAAGCAGGCAAACGCUGCAUGGUACCUCGACCGUGUUGAGAUCUUUGAUACAAAAGAGGAAACCAUGUAUUUCUUCCCCUGUCAGCGUUGGCUGGCGGUGGAUGAAGAUGAUGGACAGUUGGGCCGUGAGUUAGUGCCAGUGGAUGAGGCCUUCAUGAGGAGAGAUGAAGAUGAUGAUGACGAGUCGUCGCCCGCUCAGCUCGGUCUAGAACAAAAAGCCAUGUCAACCACGUUUACAAUGAGAGUUAAAACCGGAGAGAAGCAGUACGCUGGAACCGAUGCAAACGUUUUUGCUAUUCUUUACGGAAGCAAAGAUGACACAGGUAUCAUCAAUCUAAAGGCUUCAAAGAACCACAAGAAUAAAUUUGAGCAGGGAAUGAUCGAGGAGUUUACAAUAGAGGCUGUAGACCUCGGAAAACUCAAGAGAAUCCGGAUUGGACACGACAAUUCAGGUGGAUCUCCAGGCUGGUUUCUGGACUGGGUGGAGAUUGACGCUCCAUCUCUCGGACAGCUCUUGCGGUUCCCCUGUGGCCGUUGGUUGGAUAAAGGAGAGGAUGAUGGUGCAAUUGUCAGAGACCUUUACCCUAAUGAACUACAGACAGAACUAUACACACCCUUUGUUCCCUACGAGAUUAAAUUCUUCACCAGUGAUAUAUUUGCUGCCGGCACAGACGCAGACGUCUUCAUCAUCCUGUACGGACAAAAUGGAGUGUGUACAUCUCAGAAAUCUCUCUGUGUUAAUAAAAGAGAGAGAAGAAUGUAUUUUGAGCGGGGCGCAGAGGACAUGUUCAUUGUAGAGCUGGAGGAUAUCGGUGAUAUCAUCGAGAAAAUUCGUAUCGGUCACGAUAACCGUGGAGUGAAUCCUGGCUGGCACUUGGACCGUGUGGAAAUUCGUAGGCUGCUCCGGAAAGGAAAGGGCUCUGAGACGGCCAUAUUUCCAUGUGAGGGUUGGUUGGCUCGCUCCGAGGAGGACGGUGAGACGAUUCGAGAGCUGGUACCUUCUGACAUCAUCGUCGAGAAACUAUCACGAGAUGGUACUCUUAAAGUCAUAGAGACUGAGGUGGACGAUGCACUGGAGAUACACACAUAUACAGUGACAGUAACCACAGGGGACGUGUGCGGAGCAGGAACGGAUGCCAAUGUGUUCAUCACUCUUUACGGAGACAUGGGUGACACCGGAGAACGCAAACUUAGCAAGUCAGAAAACAGCAACAAGUUUGAGAGAGGAUCGGUGGACACGUUCACUCUGGAGGCCGUGGAUCUGGGCCAGGUGUUUAAGCUCCGUAUUCGCCAUGACAACAGCAUGCUGAGCGCUGAUUGGUACUUGGAGCAGGUGGAAGUGUUGGACCAGGAUACGGAGGAGGUGUUUCUGUUCUUGUGUGAGCGAUGGCUCUCCCGUAAGCGAGAGGACAAACGGAUCGACAGGGUCUUCUACGUUAAGGGUUAUGAGGGAGAGCGAGAAACCGCUUUCUGUCCGAUUAAAAAAGUGCCGAAUCUAGACAGCAACAUGAACAAAAAGAACAAGAAACAUCAUUCAGAGGAGGAUGAAGAAGAGGAUGAAGAGUCACUCAUCCCGUACCACUUCACAGUCGCAACGGGUUUAGAUCGGGAUGCGGGGACGUCUAGCCGAGUAUACGUCAUCAUCAUCGGAAAGAAAAACAAGAAGACGAAACACCUCUGGCUCGACUUUAAAGGGAAGAGCGGAUUCCAGCCCGGGUCUUUGGAUUACUUCACCUGUUACGGAGCUGAUGUCGGAGAGAUCAAGAAAGUACAACUGGGUCAUGAUGGGGCGACACCAGAGAGCUGUUGGUUGGUAGAUGAACUGUCCGUAGAGAUCCCGACUAAAGGCGCACGAUUUGUGUUCCCCUGUAAAUGCUGGUUGGCCAAAGACAGAGGAGAUGGACUCACCGCUCGUUUGCUGAAUGUGCAGGACGCUGAAGCCGUCAACAUCCCACUGAAGGUCAUCUAUGAGGUCACGGUCAUCACAGGUGACGUCCUGCAUGCAGGUACAGAUACACAGAUUUACAUGACUGUGUUUGGAAUCCACGGCACAUCAGAAGAGAUGAUACUGCCAAAAUUAGAGGACAGAUUUGAACGUGGACAGACAGACACAUUUAAUCUGGAGAUUGAGGACAUCGCUCCUCUGAGGAAAAUGAGAGUGCGUAUAGACGGUACCGGAAGCCGACCGGAUUGGUUUUUGGAAAGGAUUGAACUUCAUAACCUUCAGACGGACGAGGUGUCGUUGUUUGUGUAUGAGGAAUGGCUGUCUCGCUCGUACGGGCCUAAGCGAACGCUCGUAUGCGAGAUGCCUGCCAUUAUAAAUGAUGAAGAAAUGGUGGAGUACACAAUUUACACCGUGUCUGUGAAGACCAGCGAUGCAACCGGGGCGGGAACUGAUGCUAACGUGUGGAUGAUUAUUUUCGGUGAAAAUGGCGACACUGGAACGCUCGCCCUGAAAGAGAGCGGCAACACAAACAAGUUUGAGCGCAAACAGACAGACACGUUUCGUUUCCCAGACAUCCUGAGCUUGGGCGAGCUCUCGAAAGUACGGGUUUGGCACGACAACUCGGGUGCGGCUCCUGGCUGGCACCUUGAGUAUGUGGAAGUACAUGACGACAUCAUGGGGAAGAAAUUUCGUUUCCAGUGUGAUCGUUGGCUCGCCAAGAAUGAUGAUGAUGGACAGAUAAUGAGAGAGCUGCCGUGUGCCAACAAUGAUGCACUGGAUUUCGAUGAGAAAACCAAAUAUGAGAUUCAGGUAACCACAGAAGACACAGACGAUGCAGAAACCAAAGAGAACGCCUGGAUCGUUCUGGAAGGAAAGAAAGGACGUUCGAAAGAGUUUGUGCUGGAGAACUCAACGAAGAAGAAACGCUUUUUACGCGGCAGUACGGACCGCUUUGAGUUCUCCUCUAAGGAACUGGGUGACAUCGCUGGUAUCUGUCUGGGACACAUCCCUAAAGACGGUAAGAAGGUCAAAACCGAGGCCUUCUGGACUGUGAAAGAGGUCGUUGUCACAGAGAAGGAGCUGGGCAACCGGUAUAUCUUUCAUUGUAACGCCGCCAUCCCUCUUUCCUCCAAACGUGAUGAGUUUCAGACUUUCGAGUGCACAAAGUUCAUCGAGAGUUUCGUCAGCAAGGCCCAGAGCCUCGUGCCCGUGAAAUACGAGAUCAUCGUCAUCACAGGCGACGAGAAAGGCGCGGGCACCGACGCCAACGUCUUCAUCACCGUCUUCGGCACUAACGGCGAUUCCGGUCGAAGGCAACUCCGCCAGAAAUUCCGAAAUCUGUUUGAGCGCGGAAAGACGAACCGGUUUAUUCUGGAGCUGUUGGACAUGGGCGAUCUGCUCCGAGUGUGCAUGGAGCACGAUAACUCCGGACUCAGCCCCGGUUGGCUCCUGAGCAGGAUUGAGAUCACAAACACGGCCAACGGAGUGACGACGGUCUUUGCGUGUGGGAAAUGGUUCGAUAAGAAAAAGUCAGAUGGGAGGAUAAAGCGCGUGAUCUAUCCGAAAUAUUGACAUUUAA
This is a messenger RNA of Misgurnus anguillicaudatus (oriental weatherfish), 7242 nucleotides long. It is a transcript of the gene loxhd1a, whose product is annotated as lipoxygenase homology PLAT domains 1a. The record is from RefSeq and is a predicted model, not a curated record. NCBI's taxonomy places the organism in Eukaryota, Metazoa, Chordata, Actinopteri, Cypriniformes, Cobitidae. Gene Ontology annotation, molecular function: protein binding.